Pisolithus orientalis is the source of this 1491-nucleotide messenger RNA. RefSeq lists its product as uncharacterized. The transcript is spliced from 4 exons. The coding region runs from base 1 to 1491 and encodes 496 amino acids. The record is from RefSeq and is a predicted model, not a curated record. Lineage: Eukaryota; Fungi; Basidiomycota; Agaricomycetes; Boletales; Pisolithaceae.
AUGAUCUCUGAGCUCAAUGAACCAGAUGGCCUUGACAGCAGCUUCCCUAGCAACCAAGACUUUGGGGAACUUGCUGGGGAGAUAAUGAGUGUUGUGACUGGCCACAGUGGUAGUGCUGUAGAGUUUGAGGAAGAGCACGAGGAAGAGGAGAUGAGUGAAGACUUUGACUUCAAUGUGAUAGUGGCAACUGUGGAUGAGGAACAGUGGUCAAUCAGUGGUGAAAUGGACAAUGACAUGCAAAUGCCAUGGAAGCAAUCAUACCCAACCAUACAGUGUUCAUCUGCUGAACAAGCACUGCCUGUCAAAGCUGUAGGCAAGAGCAAGAACAAGAACAAGGGGAAGGGCAAGGCCGUACCAAAGCCAGCAAGUUCUGAGCAGUAUGAUCCAGACACAUGUGAGAAAUUAGGCUGGUUUCCAGGACUUGUCAAACUGCAAUAUCAGUUAGAUUGCAAGGCAAAGACAGCAUUCACUUCCCUACAAUCAGAUGAAGAACUUGAAUUUUUCAUAGAGACAAUGAGAUCACUGAUCAUCCCUCCAUGCCUUGCCAAUGGAAAGAUGUCAACUUGGCCAAUGAAGCCAAUCACUGUCUACUUUGAUGAUGCAGCCUCAGAUGAUGAUUCAGUGGUUCCAACAUCCACUGGAAAUCAUAGCAAAGUGGGCAUGAGAAGCUCAGGGUCUCAGGCUGCAUUGCCAUCCAGACAGAAGCCUCCAAGCAGUGAAAUAGGAGGUGCAGAUGCACAACAGAAGCAUGUUGAAGAGCUCCAAAAAUGGUGGACAUGCAAUGUGCAUUCAAAAGGAUCUCAGUCCCCUAGCUACUGCUACUCCCCCAUAGGGAGUACCAUCUGCCAUGCUUUGAGUCAUCAAAACAUUGCAUACUGUGCACUCCUGAUUAUGAAAGAAGAAGCAACUGUGGAUAUGAAACCCCCUGCUGUUGUUACUCAGGGUGUGAGGCAACAUAUGCAAAACAUAGGUAGUAGCUCUGCUGUUGAUCAAGCAGCAGCUGUGACACAGGGCCCCAGUCCAGUCACUGUUCAAUUCAUGUCACCAUGGCCUGGGGGACACCUUUAUCCUCCAUUUGCCCAUCAGAUGCCCCUUCAAACUCAUACAACUCCAUCACCACAUGUUCAGGCAGCUCAGUCUCUCACACCAACUCCUGCACCUGAUGGUUUUCAUGCACCAUCCCCAAGUUUAUUCACUCCUUCCAUGACAUUGACACCCACCAACUCAGUGACAGAAAUCACCAAGAUUAUCCCCUGGUUCAAUUCCCUUGAACAGCACAUGAAAAAAACCCCAUGUGGUGUCAAGUUUGGAGACUUUGGACCUGAGCUUGAUGCAAGAGGAUUCAUUCAUAUAUCACAACUUUCACGUGACUAUAUGUCAACUCAAGCAUUACAAGACAUGUUGAGGAUUGAGAUGGGAACUACAAUUCUUAUCCUUCAAUGUGUGGAUGCAGACUUACAGGCCAUACACUCUGGGACUUCAGUAGUUUAG